Bombus pyrosoma is the source of this 7112-nucleotide messenger RNA. Its product is annotated as probable protein phosphatase CG10417. Gene Ontology annotation, molecular function: cation binding; protein serine/threonine phosphatase activity. Gene Ontology annotation, biological process: protein dephosphorylation. NCBI's taxonomy places the organism in Eukaryota, Metazoa, Arthropoda, Insecta, Hymenoptera, Apidae. The record is from RefSeq and is a predicted model, not a curated record. Bases 4101 to 6116 code for a protein of 671 amino acids. The transcript has 6 exons.
CGUGUUCCGUGUUCGUCGCUUUCCAUUUUCUUCUGUCGCGGUCAACGUUUCUAUGCAACCUAAUCGACGGGUAUUCAUCGGAUAACAUCGGUAAACUGUUUGCCAAUUUAUAAAUACGUUGUAGAAGUGUGAAGAUGAGAAUUCAUGUAAUAUACGAAAUCAUAGAAAUUUCCAAGUAUUCGUUAUAAUAUUUGAUGGACCUCAUUCUCUGCUUAUAUUCACAAAAACAUGAAAUUUCAUAAAGACAAAUUGCAAUUGCUAGAUACGCGAAUAUUGCUGAAAUAUAUAAAGUAAUGGGCGAAAUAUGAUUAUAGGUUAAGUUAUUUAUUUAAAAAGUUACUAAAGUUAAAAUUAGAUGUGAUUCGUUUUGUUUUAUACCGAUGUUAAAAUAGCAAAAACUAAGCAAAUAUUGAGAUACUUGAUACGAGUUCCCAUUUCAAGUCGUUCAUGCGAUACGUUUAUUACGUUUGAGAGCGUAAGAGCACAGAAAAUUGAAAGAUGAGGCUUAAUUGUAUCGUUUGAUUCUCGCUAGUUUAUUCGUUCUGAUCAUCGUUUUUCUUAUUUACUGACUCCUUGAAACCAGAAUAGAUUCUUUCGUGACGGUACAAUGCAUUUGAUCGCGUUACACGUAGAUUGGAAUGUGGAACUUUAGAUUAACCCGUGAAUGCACAAUUUAUACGAUCAAUUUCACGAUAUAUGUGUAUAUUCAUAUAUAUAUUCCUGAUUCUCCAGCGACUACUCUGAGUCACUGAUGAUAUGAUUAACUCAUCGCGCGCAAUCGUAGAAUAAUUGCUCACCGCACAACACCUGCGAUCUUUACAUAUUCAAAUUUGAAUCUAUGCGUCGACGGCUUGAUAAAUAAAUUAUGAGAGGAUGGGGAAUCUUUAAAUAUAAGUACAAAUUGUACAUUUAUUACUGAUAUAAAUCCAUUUCGUUCCAUAAAAGGAAAUACGAAUUAAAAAUUUCAGAGCGUUAAGAAAGAACAUUCAAAAAGCGUUUUAUUUUUACGGUAUAAGAUAUAUUUUCCGGAAUGAUCAACUGAUCUUUUUCGAUUGUGCAGUGCAAUCAUGUGUUUCCACAUUUGUUAUGUAGAUACGGUAGUGCUUGGUUUGGUAUGCAUUCCUACAAUGUUCGUACAUGUAUACGUGCGGACCCAGAUUCCCCGCAGCAUACGUGAUUAUUAUCAAAUAGGACGUGAAAUGCAUGUGGCUUCGAGGAAAAAGGAGAUUUGAUCUGUGCAUUCAAUUAGUAAUUGAUUUACGGCUCGUUUCGAUAGACCCGCCAGGAAUAAUCUUGAAAACUAGAAAAUUUUCAUCUACGUAUAUAAUUAUAUAUUUUAACAACGAUCCUGAUCAUUAUGAUUGUGCGUUAUAAAAAUACAGAAUUUUUUACCAGUAAAAGUAGAAAAGUACCAUUUUUGUAGUGUUACUGUUCAUGAGAAUAAGUCGUGUGAAUGAUAGUAUUCUAAUAAAGUAUAACAAUUUUAUUUUAUUUUUUUUUUAUAUAUCUUGCGUUUUUAAUCGCGCUCUUGAAUCGAAUCGCUUGGGUGAGGAUGUAUUACAUACAUACAUAAAAUUCAGAUGAAUUUAAAGCGGGAUACAAUGAAAUGAAUUCUUUUCUGUAUCGAAUCCUCCAGGUAAGAACGUACGUUUUAUGCAAAACUACGCAUAAUAUUUCGAUUAAAUUAAAAUACGUCAUAUUCCGGUAAGUUCCAUUCAGUUUUGCAACUAUUCAUUGAAUGUAUCACGUUUGCACUCUGAGGUAAUUGACUUCCCGUGCACGCGAUCUUUUUCAUUAAUAGACAAUGUUUGUAAUUACGUAUUAUUCAUUCUCUUUCGUCCUUUGUGCAACACGUACGAAAAGAACUGUAACUAUCGCUUUCAAACAUCAUUUUUCUCAUAAUUUUGUUUUCUUGCAAGUAAAAUAUAAUUCAUCGCUCAUAUUAAUAAUAUCAUUCAUAAACAUUAAAGUUAAUGUCUAAAGCGAAGUAUAUACAUUUUUUAUUCGUUAUAAAUAAAGAUGUACCAAAAAUUCAUAAUUUUGAUAAGAAGAUGUAAUCUACGAAUUUAUAAAGAUCUUCAAUUCCCUAAAAUCCCAAGAAUCUUUAACAUCUACAAAAGAUAGAAAAUGUAUAGAUCUUCGCAUUGAACGGGUAUAUCAGAACGUGUUCUUACAAAUUUCAUGAAUUUUAAACAUUCCCCUGUUGUUUUCAACGACCAAGGGAAGUUAGAAAUCAGAACUCAAUGAUGGUUUGAGGGCCGUGACAGAUAUCAGAGAUACCAGAACGAUUUCGAGUAACGCGAGAUUGCGUGGCGUUGCUACUUUCGCUGCUGCGAAAGGUGCGUUUAGGUGAAACAGAUAUACAUAUAGAGGAGGAUACAAUAUACAGCACGACAUAGAAGCUAGCCGCGACUUCAUUCCUCACGGCCCGGCGCGCCGCGAAUCGAUAAACGGCGACCAUCACGCAACACAUAAACCCAUCCUCGCUAACCACCCCGACCUCUACGACCGGCUGCACCAUUCCCCGGAUCGUACGGCAUCUGUACGCUACACAUCGUGUUAUCAUUAAAGUAGACAGAGCUUUCGGUACAUCGGCACUUUCAAUAAUGACGUAACGCCUUCUCUCCAUCCUUUUCAUUCAUUUACUGAUCUCGUUCCUCUUUCAUAUCUUUUCGCAUCUUUCUUCUUUUCGUACCCUAAUUUUCAAUUCUAAACCGAUGGAAUCGAUGAAUUUUAGGAUAAUAGAAAUCUCUAAUUGUGAUAAAUACCUAUUUUGGUACAUCCAACUUGAACGAUGAUAUAGCAUUUCCACUCUUCUUCCUACCCUACAUUCACUCACUAAUCUCGUUUCUUCACACUCGUAUGCAAUCAAUUGGAUGCUUCACCCAUCCUUUUAGGUGUUCUUUUUCUUUUUACGUGUGUCGAUAACCAUAGAAUCAGCCUGAAAACAAGAGGAUUAUGUAUCUUUGUGCGAUUUCGAUGACUUUUUUUUAAUAGAAAAUUGAGAACAACUUGUGAAGUACUUACAUUAUAAAACAAUCAUUUCAAAAUUCUUUAAGCUAAAAAAAAUUAUUUGUGUCAUACAUUUCUUUCUAGCGGAAAAGAAUGAACUUAAAAAUUUGGAAGAACAGGUAUACAAAACGGGAAGAACGUGACAGAUUUACUAAAGAGGAAAGCAAGUAUCUGAGUAUCCGGAAACGAGGUUAUUCUAGAUCGUAUGCAAUAACGGCGAAUGCGAAUCAUUAUCAUUUGCAUUCAUAAUAUGUAGUUGCAAGGUACUUAAACAUAAUCGCUACUUUCAGUAAUAUACAAUGCAUACGCGUGUAUCUUAUUAGGAAUAUCAUAGAUAAAACAAAUAAAAACGAUUAUCCACUAUAUGUAGAUCUUAAAUUGAUAGAAUGUGCAAAACAUACUCUUUAACCUUAAUUUUGUUACAAUAUACAAGCUCAAAAAUGUACAUUGAAAUUAUGCGAUUAUGUAAAAUCUGUAAAACAAAUAAUUCCGCGUAAUAAUUCUCUGUUCUAUUAGAUUUAUUUGUUUAUUUACUUUAUAAUGUGGCAGUGUAUAAUGUACAUACCUAUACUUACACACAUUACACACAUGUGAAACAUACACGCUAAACACAUACUUGCAUACGUGGUUCAAAUCCGAUCGUGCAACGUCUUCGCGAUGUACCUUCAUCAUUAUUUAAUGAACAAAUUAUAUUUGUAAUCCAUACAUAUUUAAUCUUUUUAACAAAUAUACGAAUUAUUUUCAAAUGAAAUAAAUGAUAAAUUAAAUACAAGCGCAAUCCAUUAUAUUAAAAAACUGGAAAAAAUACUUUAUCAUGUUGAAAAAGAUGCACUUUUACGAAAGAAGAUCGAAUAGCAUUCUGUAACGAGCAAAAAUCGUCGAAAGUUUGGCGCGAAAAUGAAGUGCGCAUGUAAGAAAAGUGGCGGACUAGGUGGAGCUAGUAGCGCAGCGAAAACAGAAACCCAAACCGGUCAUGGAGGCUAGUUAACGACUGUGCGCCGCGCUUGUGAAUAGUAAUUUCACCAGGAUAUUGUGAUAUUUACACGGACGACAGAAAAUCGACAGAAAUAUCGCCGGUUUAGACGAAAAUGGGUGCAUACCUGUCAGAACCUAUUACGAAAAAAGUAUCGAGCGACGAAGCAGGCAAGAAUGUCGCAUUCGGCGCGAGUUCCAUGCAAGGCUGGCGAAUUAGUCAAGAGGACGCACAUAACUGUUGCAUAGAUUUUGAUGAAAAUGUUUCAUUAUUUGCUGUAUAUGAUGGUCAUGGUGGUCAUGAAGUAGCAACAUACUGUGCACGUAAUUUACCAGAUUUUAUUAAACAAACUGAUGCGUACAAGAAAGGAGACAUUAGGCAAGCUUUACUUGAUGCCUUUCUGGGCUUUGAUGCCACACUUGAAAAACCUGAAGUAGUUAGUAUCCUUAAAGAACUUGCAGGGACAUCUACCUCAGAUAAGAAAAAAGAUGAGUUGAAUGAAUCUGAUGAAGAAGAAAAUGUUAAUAAUCUAUGUAUGGAGGCAACAAUGCCAUUGGAAGAAGUAAUGGCAAAAUAUCAAUCAGAAUUGAAUCCUAAUGUAAAAAAUUUGAAAAACGAAAAAUGCAGUAAAAGAGUAUGUUCUGCGAGCCCCUAUUUACGUGGUCGAAGAGGUAAAGAAAAAGCAAGCUCUUCAUCAUCCGGCGCCGGAUGUUCAUCAUCUUCGUCAUCUUGGAAUACAAAUGAAACCGACGUGAGUAGUUCCAGCCAACCAUGUGGGUCGUCUUUAUCUAAUAUAACGAAGAGAAAUGAAUCUGAAUGUCCUGGAAACAAUGAAGCUGAACAAGUUCUUGAUUCAACUACAAGUAAUGGAAAUGCACAUGUCUCUGCACCAGUAGGAUCAACAGCAGAUGUGGAGGCAACAAAAAGUGCAGAUAUGCCUGACAGCUCUGAAGAUGUAAACAAAAAAGUUACAAGUCCUGAUAAAAUUACAUGUACAGAAGAAUUAAAUGCAAAUGAAGUAGAAUUAAAUGGUGCAGAAUCAAAACGAAUUGAAGAUGCUGAUAGCAGUAAGGGUGGGGGUGAUAAUGUAUCAAGCAGUUCAUGUACUCCAGUAGAGAAUGGAGAUGCAGGACAGCAAGAACGUAUAACUAGUACUGGUAGAAGAAGAAUUCAACCUAUCACUUUAUAUCAUACUCUUUUAAAGAAAGACAACGAAGAUUCUGAGGAUGAUGAUGACGAUGAAAAUGAUGAAACAUUUGAUGGUGUCCCAGAAAGUUUUAGCGAUGAAGAUGAUAUAGAAGAUAUUGACGAAGAUGAAAGCGAGGAAGAUGAAGACGAAGACGAAGACGAAGAUGAGGAUGGAGAUGCUAAUAUCGAUGAUGACGAUGACGAUGACGAUGAUAGUGAAAGUCUUAUGAUGGAUACAGAAGAGCCAGGUUAUGAUAGUGGAUGCACAGCAGUAGUUGCAGUUUUAAAAGGGAAUGAAUUAUAUGUAGCAAAUGCCGGAGAUUCCCGUUGUGUAUUAUGCAGAGAUGGUCAGGCUAUAGAGCUUAGUCUAGAUCACAAACCUGAAGAUGAACCGGAAAUGGAACGUAUAGUAAAAGCUGGUGGUAAAGUGACAGCUGAUGGUAGAGUAAAUGGUGGCCUUAAUUUAUCAAGGGCACUUGGGGACCAUGCUUAUAAACAAAAUGUAAACUUGUCACCACAAGAGCAAAUGAUCUCCGCACUUCCUGAUGUGAGGCAUAUCACAAUUGAACCAGAAACAGAUGAGUUUAUGGUGCUUGCAUGUGAUGGUAUCUGGAAUUUUAUGUCGAGUCAAGAUGUUGUACAAUUUAUUCGUACUCGUUUGACUCAGAAUUACGAAAAAUUAUCAAAAAUAUGCGAAGAGUUAUUUGACCACUGUCUAGCACCUGAUACUUGCGGAGAUGGUACAGGAUGCGACAAUAUGACGGCUGUAAUAGUGCGAUUUAAGUCAUCGACUGAUGCUGUAACUAAUAGCACUGUUGCUGAAGUAUGUACUGUUAAAAGAUCGCUAUCGCCAUCUAUACCUACAGAAGAAAAUAAUGAUUGUAUUGUGCAGGAAGAUACAAUGAAUUCUUGUAAACGUCUUAAGACCGAAGCAACUAUGUGAGAAAUGUGUUAAAUGCUAAGAACUGUUACAAUCUCUGGAAACAGAUGAGUGAAUGUGAAUUUAUGUAAAAUUAUGUAAUUCUAUAAAACUGUGAAUUUUGAACAGAUACUCAAUGGUGAUCGAUACCAGUUACUUCAAAUAUCAUGUAAAGUAUGUUAGUACUGGCUAUUGUUAGCAGACUGAUCAAUUGGAGCAUAUGAGAAUGAUACUUUACUGCUAAUAUUUCGACACUUUAGUGCUUAAUCUGAUACAAAUAGACAGUGUUCUUUUUCAUUUAAAUUAAAAACAAUUGAUUUUCAAAACUGUUUCACUACAUCUGUUAUUACUAAACAGUGUACUAUACGGUCUAACAUUUUGAUAAUGUCAUGUACAAAAUAUAUAAGACAGUUAUAUAAACAUAAUUCUGUACAAUUAACAAAAUAAUAAAUAUUUCACUUUAUAAGUACUUUCUAUGGUAAUGAUAAGGUAGAUGAUAAGUAUAAAUAAAAUCACUCUAAAAUCAUUUACUAAGUCAAAGCCUUGUAAGAUUUUACAAAUAAUAUAAGGUACCAUAAUGAUUAGAUUAACAAUAAAUUUCUCAAGUCAAAAAUUUGUUUGAUGACUCAAUAUUUUGUGUAUCUUAACUGUUUUAUAUCCUUAUUGAUCAGAAUUCAAUUAUACGUCAUCUCAUUUGCUCCAUUAACAUGAAAUACGGAAUAUACUCUUUGAGUUUUUAGAUAACAUCCAUAGUAGAUAUGUAAUUGUACAUAUUUAUAAAUUUAGACUAUAGGAUUUAUAUUUGUAAUUUAACGUGAUACCAUUUCUUAUUUUUACGAAAUAAAGUUUAUUUUUGAAUCCCUGGGUAUAGUGGUUGAAUGGAUGGGUGUGCGAGUAGUCUUAAAAUGUGUAAACUGUAUUGCAUAAUAACGCCAAUUGCGUACGACGCAUUGCUAAUUUGUGAUCUUGUACUAAAAAUAUUGUUAAAAGAAUAAUAGUUAUGUUAUGGAAUACUAUCUA